Molecule: messenger RNA, 552 nt
Organism: Paraglomus brasilianum
Lineage: Eukaryota; Fungi; Glomeromycota; Glomeromycetes; Paraglomerales; Paraglomeraceae
Source: the annotation of a GenBank genome assembly
AUGGCACACACACCCAACACCUCUCAUCUACAAAGCUCGACGGAUGGUAGCAAUUUUCCCAUUAAUUUACCAUUAGGAGUUCCUACCCAGGCCGUCCUUAACAAUUUUAUGACGACUGACGCCGUUGGUCCAUAUGGUAAUCCGGACCCGAAGAAUUCAGUAAUAUACACAGUCGCUAGUGAUGGUACCCCGAUAAUUCCUGUAAUUUCUUACGAUAACCCGAUCGUUACCAGUGUGCCUCCAUCGUCGCCACCACUGGCUAAAUUUCGCAAGAAGGACAUCUACAUUGUAAUAGCUGCAUUAGCGCUUAUUAUGGCGGGCGCUAUAAUGAUGGGAGUGGGCAAAUCAUCCUAUGAAAGUUGUGACAAUAAGUGUGCACAGCAGUACCUUGUCACCAUUUCUCUUCAAUCUAUUAAUAAUUACAAUGUCUGUCUUGACAAAUGCAAAAAACCAUAUAAUGCAUUAAAAGGUACCGGCAUUGCCCUUUUGGUUAUUGCAAAUACAGCAACUACAAAAUCAACAGUCAAUGCAGCAGAUGCAAAUAUAAGAUAA